AUGGCAUCGGACAAUAAUUCGUUCGCGAGUGUCAUUCGCGUGAACGUCGCGCUGCUGAGGCUCUCCGGCGUGGUGUCCUACGAGAACGGGAGGAUCCGUCGGUCGAGCUCGCAGAACGUCCUCCUCAGCGCGAUCGCGUACGGCUGCCUGCUCGCGUACGCCGGCCUGUACACGUACGAAUUCGCGUCGCGUACCGUCUAUCUCGACACCUGGACGGAGUCGCUCGCGAUGGUGCUCUCCCUCGUGGGCGGACAGGCGCGAUUCACGAUUCUGCUCCUGUUUCGCGGUAGAUUCCAGCGACUACUGGCAAUCUGCGAGGAGCUCUGGACGGCGUUGAGCGCGAUCGAGAGGAAGCACGUGCGCGACUACGUGAAAACGACGAGACACUUGACUUACUACUACCUAUUCUUAUGCGCGUUCACGAUCUUCUUCUACGCCGUGGCGAGCCUCUUCAUGGGGCAGCAGCACGAUGACUCGUCGAACGCGACGACGACGAGAACCCUGCCGUACGCCUGUCCGGUGGAGGUCCAUCGGUCGCCCUAUUACGAAGUAAUGUACGUCGCGCAAUUGUGCAGCAUGAUAAGCGUCGGUCUCACCUGCGCCGCUGCGGACACGGUCGGGCCGGUGCUCGUCUUGAUCGUUUGCGGCCACUUCAAGGUCCUUAACAUGCGAAUUUUGUGCCUGAACGAUCGCGACCGGGUCUAUUCAGAUGGGACGCGUUCAACUCCCACGAAGCCGCUCGAGGUAAUGCACGAGGAGAACGACAUAUCGAAAGAUCGUGUGAAAUCUAAUUUCAAAACCUGCGUAUACUAUCAUCAGACGAUGCUCCAACUUUGCAAAGAAGUCGAGAGCCUGACCACCACCAUCUUUUUGACGCAAAUACUCGGCAGUACGUACAAUGUCUCUCUUGUGGGAUUUAAAUUAGCUGGGGAUGAUCCUGAUAAAUUUAAAUAUACAACACAACUAUUAAUUGCAAUGGUUCAGUUGUUUUUAAGUAACUGGGCGGCGAACGUUCUUAUCACCGAGAGCCAGGACGUAGCGAGAGCGAUAUACCUCACGCCGUGGUAUCGUUUCCCGUAUCAACUAAAAAGAUCUCUAAAUAUUAUCACAAUGAGAUCUCAGAGACCAGCGCAGCUGACCGCCGGUCACAUCAUACCGUUAUCCUUGCAAACAUUCGCAUCUAUGGUGUCAUCCGCGGCAUCCUUUUUCACCAUGAUACGCAGUAUGAAUUAACAACUUUAUCGAAGAUCACAGAAUGAAGUACGUACAUUUUUAUGCAUCGAAUAGAACCUGUGCGAUUGUUAGCGUUUACGAUCGUAAAUGUGCUUCGAAUGAGUAUAAAAAAAGUAAUAUAAAUGAGCAAAAAAAAGUUAAUG
Wasmannia auropunctata (little fire ant) is the source of this 1376-nucleotide messenger RNA. Its product is annotated as odorant receptor 49b-like. The coding region runs from base 1 to 1233 and encodes 410 amino acids. Gene Ontology annotation, molecular function: olfactory receptor activity; odorant binding. Gene Ontology annotation, biological process: detection of chemical stimulus involved in sensory perception of smell; sensory perception of smell. The record is from RefSeq and is a predicted model, not a curated record. The transcript is spliced from 5 exons. Lineage: Eukaryota; Metazoa; Arthropoda; Insecta; Hymenoptera; Formicidae. Gene Ontology annotation, cellular component: plasma membrane.